AUGAGCUGGAGCCUCAAGCCUGACAGCUUAGAAAGGCGGGAGAUGUAUCAGGACUUUAUGAAGAGCAUCCCGAUUCCUACUUGCCGGCGUUCUGUCAUUCCAUUUACAUCAUGGCAGGGUUUAGGUGGAUCGGUGAAGGCAUUAUAUGGGCAGCCAUUGCACUAUCUCACUAAUAAGCUCCUUAUAGAAUGGGACCAUUCAAGGGUUGGGAGCAAUGAUAUGUGUCAGCCAUUGGAUACCAUCAUCCAUCCGCUGAAGGCUGAGGCCCUCAUUUGGGUCACUGAAGAAGUCCACAGGCUGACAACCUCCCCCCAAUAUUUAGCUAGUCUCUGGACCUCCAAUCUCAUGUACCAUGCCCACAUCGACCCAAUUUUCCCAUGAAGCAAAACACCUGACCUUUUUCUGUUUUCUGUUAAAAGCUUUUUGGUUUCUUUGGCUCUGGAUUCCUCUCUUUGUAUUUUUGUAUUGAUAACUUAAGAAUGUAAAGAAUUUGGAAAUUGAAGAGCAUGCUUCUCGCAGUCUA
Molecule: messenger RNA, 523 nt
Organism: Dioscorea cayenensis subsp. rotundata (Guinea yam)
Lineage: Eukaryota; Viridiplantae; Streptophyta; Magnoliopsida; Dioscoreales; Dioscoreaceae
Product: protein RDM1-like
Exons: 2
Coding region: 1-381 (126 amino acids)
Cellular component (GO): nucleus
Source: RefSeq, a predicted model, not a curated record